UGUUCAGUGUGAUCCAGUAUAAUACUGACAGUUAUCCAUUCAGUAGAUGUAAAGGAAAAGCUUACAAUUUAGCAAGAGACAUAACUGUGCAAAUUGUGCGAUUACAAAUUAUUUGUGAAAAUACAGUUUGUUCAUUUAAAUAUUGAUUUUUGGUCCUUUUCACGCAUGUUUGUGUACACAACAAAUCAAUAGAACAUGUUGACGUGCAUAUAUAUUUGAAUAAACCGAACUUACUGUACUGAAAACAAACUGGGAAUUUCGGAAGAAUCUAAAUUUAGAUUAUUUUCUCCAUCAUUUCGCCGAACAAACGUUCAUAGUCUCUGAACAGAUUUAUUAUUUUGCCGAAAUAAAUUAAAAUAUUUUAGAAAUUUUUGUUUUUCUGUUGUGACUCUAUCGGAAAAUGCAGUCAGAUUUGUGAUUAAAACGUAGAAUUGUGUGUUGGAUAAAGUUAAUCAAAUGUUAUAAGUUAACAAUAAUUAUGUAAGAGAAACAAAAAUGGUUAUCAAUAGAGAGAAGUUUUACGUCAAUCAUCCUCUAAUUUUACUGGCAUGCAUUUUAUGCAUUGGAUUGCUACAAACAGCUGAGACAUCAAAGGAAGCCGAAAUAGUUGCAACAUGGGCCCAAGAGUUCGGAGACGAGUUGUGGCAGAUGGGUCAAAAGAUGACAAAAUCAAAUGAAAUCAAAAUGAAAUACAAGCAAUACAAUGCGAGAGUGGAACAAAAAGGAAACGACACCCUAAUUAAAUCGAUUGUAGACAAUCUGGGCCGAAUGUUACAGAGAAAAAUCGAUGCGGUCAGAUGCAUACUUAACACGGCGGAAGAAAGUGCUGAGAAGUUUGAUUUCAAUAAGUCCGAUCAUAAGAACUACACAUAUUAUUCCAGCAAAUAUUCGAUUAUAGAAGAUUUGGAGGGCAAUCUAACGAGAGAGUUUGUGGAGAGUUUACCGGAGAUAGUUCAGAAAGACGGCCAAUACUUUCAGAACUUGUCACUGUAUCGAGACACUCACUUUUACAAUAUCUCCGUAAAUACGUCACAUAGCUCUGUUCACGUUCCAACUAAUGUAUAUCACCGAAGCAGAGAAGUUCUUGAAACGAUCAUGUGGUCCGAAGCGCUCGAUCAAGUGUUCCUACAAAACUAUCAAUCUGAUCCGGCCCUAUCGUGGCAAUACUUCGGAUCGGACACGGGCAUAAUGCGCCAUUUUCCCGCAAAAAGGUGGGAAAGUCAUGGUGUCGACGUUUACGACUGUCGAAAGCGUUCGUGGUACAUUGAAACAGCAACAUGUUCGAAGGAUAUUGUCAUUUUGUUGGAUAAUUCCGGAUCGAUGACCGGGUUCCGGAACUUCAUAGCACAGUUGACGAUCAAGAGCAUUUUAGACACUUUCUCGAACAAUGAUUUCACCAACAUCUUAGUUUAUUCGAAGAACGUAACCACUUUGGUGCCGUGUUUUGAUAAUACGUUAGUACAGGCGACACCCGAAAACAUUGCCGUUUUUAAUGCAGCCGUAAAGAAGUUGAAGCCCGAAGGUAGUGCAGACGUUGGACUUGCCUUUAUCGAUGCAUUCGAGCUGUUGCAAAGAUAUCGUGAUGAUCGGAAAUGCAGUGAAUCGAAAGCUGGAUGCAACCAGGCAAUUAUGCUAAUUACGGACGGUGUUCCAGGAAAUGCGACCGAAAUUUUUGACAAAUACAAUUGGAUAGAGAACGGUAACUUUACCAAAAUACCGGUGCGGAUAUUCACAUAUUUGGUCGGUAAAGAAGUGACGAAUGUCCGAGAGAUACAGUGGAUGGCAUGUUUAAACCGUGGACAUUACUCGCACAUAGAAACGUUAGAUCAAGUGCAAGGUGAAGUGUUAAAAUAUGUUAAUGUUAUUGCAACGCCACUGGUGCUCCAAGGAACGGAUCAUCCACCGACUUGGACCCAUGCUUUCAAAGAUUUUUUUUCAGAUGAUGAUGACAGCGACGAAAACGACGAUAAAGCUAGACCAGACAAACCUGCCCGACUAAUGAUAGCCGUUGGGGUGCCUGCAUUCGACAGAAAAUCGAAUUACGAAAACGGUACACUAAAAAAAGCACGUCUGUUAGGAGUUGCAAGUACAGACGUUCCAGUUGAAGAUAUAAAUAAGUUAACGUUACCAUACAAGCUUGGUGUAAAUGCGUACUCGUUCAUAGUUAGUAACAACGGAUACGUUCUACUGCAUCCGGAUCUUCGGCCUGUGGAUCAAGGACAAUUGAAGCCGAAUUACAAUAGCAUUGAUUUAACGGAAGUGGAACAAUUUGAAGAGUCAACUGACCCUCGGAAACCGGGAAAAGUACUGAUGAAACUCCGGGAAGAUUUAGUAAAUAACGUGGAAGGCAAGAUGCUCAACAUUUCAGUCAAAUUUCAUUACGACAAUAUGCGCCGAAUAUCACAAGAAACUUACGAUUACUACUUCGCUCCUUUGCCGAACACGCCAUUUUCACUGGGCCUAGCAAUUCCGAGUGGCUAUGGCAACACAUGGAUAAAGGUCGGAGACGAAGUAAAACGAAAUUUGCAUUUGGGUGUCAAUAUGUCGCGGUUCUUCAUGGGAGAAAAUUUUAAAGUUCAUCCGGAGUGGGUCUACUGCAAGUAUCAUUAUCUUGAAGGUCACGAAUUCGAUACUCCAGAAGAGGAAUUACUGCAUUUCUUGAACAAACUGUCCGAACCCAAUUGGAAAUGGUCGCAACAGUACGAAGUUGAGCCCAAAUAUCAACAUGACGGCAUACCCGAUGAUGAGCCCGAUUGUGGUCGCAAAACUCUCGAUGACGAUGCCUAUUAUUGUAAUAAGGAACUUGUGCAGCUUCUAAUAUUUGAUGCAAAGGUGACGAAUGCUAGCUAUGGUCAGUGGGAGUUUGAAAGCGAAAGCGAUCGGGAAUUGUUCCUACGUUUUAAUGCUACAUUACGUUUCGUAGCCACCAAUAGCGGUCUGACUAGGUGGCAAUUUAUUCUCGAAGAAGAAAUAGAAGUGGAUACAGACAUAGAAUUCGGUGAUUAUCAUAAAUUUGCGAUCGAUGAAACUUGGUACAAGGCGGCCAUAUUGCAACACCGCAUCGAUCCAUUAAGCUUUGUAUACUCAGUGCCACAUGUAUCCGACGAUCCAGAAAACGAAGAAUUGAAAGUGACUGCAUCGCAUGCAAUUUUUCCGAGAGACGGUGGACUGGAAGCGCCCGGACUUGUUGUUGGAUUCCAAUUUUCUCACGCGUUGAUGCAUAAACGUUUUAUGGAAAUUACGUCGAAGGCAGAUUGCAACGGUUGUUUGCGAACAUGUGACGACGCCAUGCAGGAAUGCUAUGUACUCGAUAACAACGGUUACAUAGUUCUAUCCAAGACGGAAAAUCUAACGGGAAGAUUUUUCGGGGAAAUCGAUGGGCCUGUAAUGCAGUCUAUGGAAGAGCUUAACAUUUUCAAAAAAAUAACCGUUUAUGACUUGCAAGCACUUUGUUGCGAUGUACUGGAAAAGAAAAGCGACAGCGAUUCGCUAUGGAACCCUUUCCAAUUAGUGUUGUACGCUAUAAAGUGGAUUGCAAUGGAAUUGGUAGUGCAAUGGUCCAGACUUCAUAUGCUGGUCGAGGGAGUCCCGUUGGAUUAUGGAGAUGAGAAUGACUACUCCGGUGUCGGAACCCAAACCCCAAAACCAAUAGCGACCGAUGACGGUAAAGUUGUUCGCGAACCGGAAAUAAAAAAGGAAAAAAUCUACCGAGCUUGCGACAAGAAAUCCGAUCUGUUCAUCUUACAGCAAAACCUAUUCAUACAAGGGGGCAAUGUUUUACCGUCGUACGGAAAAACGUCGUAUUCAAGACCAUAUUUCUUCAAGCGAAUACCGUACUCAAACUUAAUUUUAGUUGUCGUUAACCAUGAACACCAGUCCGGCAAUCAAUAUUUAACUGCCUCACCUGUCAUCCUAGACUACGAGCACGCAGUUUUUCCAUGCUACAAACUCAGCAUGAAUAGUUAUGAGAGACGAAGACUCGAUGAAUGCUUUACCGAACACCCCGAUGAAGCUAAUGUUACACAAUGUGGACUUGCACCGUCAACAUUCACAUACGCGACCGUCGUAUGGACGUUUUUGUUUUGUAUUUUUAGACAAAUAUUUUGAAUGUACAGCCUUUGAAAGUGUUAAAACAAUAAACCGAGAAAAUAAUUGCUCAA
Bradysia coprophila is the source of this 4160-nucleotide messenger RNA. It is a transcript of the gene Ca-Ma2d, whose product is annotated as Ca[2+] channel Muscle-specific alpha2/delta subunit. Gene Ontology annotation, cellular component: voltage-gated calcium channel complex. Lineage: Eukaryota; Metazoa; Arthropoda; Insecta; Diptera; Sciaridae. Gene Ontology annotation, molecular function: voltage-gated calcium channel activity. The record is from RefSeq and is a predicted model, not a curated record.